AUGGAGUUGGAUAGAAUUAGCAGUUUACCGAACGAUGUUACAGAGAAGAUUUUGUCAGGUUUGCCACUUAAGGAGGCAGUAAGGACAAGUGUUUUAUCCAGAAAGUGGAGGUACAAAUCGGAAAAGCUUCAAGAUCUAGUGUUUGAUGAUCAGUGUGUCUCCACUCGAAGUCAUCUAAUUGCAACCUGCAGCUUUGUGAAUAUAGUUGAUCAUGUACUCUUACUUCACACUGGCCCCAUACACAAGUUCAAGCUUUCUCGCAUAGAUGAGCUAGCCACUAGAGACAUGGAUCGAUGGAUUUUUCAUCUAUCUAGAAACCCUGUCAUCAAAGAAUUGAUACUAGAUAAUUGGAGAGGGAAUCCCUACAACAUUCCAUCAUGUUUGUUUUCUUGUCAAGAUAUUGUUUAUUUGGAAUUAUACAGGUGUUUGCUUAACUCUCAUCCGUCCACAUGCAAAGGCUUCAGGAGUUUGAAGACCCUUUCUUUUCAGAGGGUUACUAUGGCCCAAGAUGUGUUUGAGAACUUGAUUGGUUGCAGUCCUCUACUUGAGAGAUUGACCUUGUUUGACUGUGAUGGUUUUACCAAUCUCAAGAUUGAUGCACCGAAACGCAGUUUUAUUUACAUAGAAAGGGAUGCUUCCUUUGAAGAAUUUAACCUUGUGGAUUCCUCAAAUCUUGCGAAUGCUUCUGUUGGUACAAGAAUUGUUGGCUAUCCCUUUAUGAUCAAAACACAAGGAUACAUGCUACAUGUUGUAGUCUGGAAGGAAAAGACCAUAGCAUUAUCCACUGUCAAUGAGGUAGAUGAGAAAGAAAAGGAACCGGAGGUUCUUGAGGAUAGUUUGGAUGAGAUUGCCUACCUAACUAAACAGUUUGAUAAGUUGCUUAGGAAGAGAAGGUCUUUCCCUGUUGGUCGUUAUCCCUCCCGAGGAUCAGCUUCUAGGAAUCCUAAACCUAGUGAUACCACAGGCGAUAGGACUCCCAAGCCUAAAACCUUUCAGAAAAGUGAUAAGUGCUAUGAGUGUGGUGGUGUCGGACAUAGAUCUGUUGAAUGUCCAAGUAGGAAGAAUAAAUCCCACAAAGCUUUUAAGGUGUCUUGGAGUGAUAGUAAUUCCGAGCAAUUCUCCGAUCAUGAUGAUGAGAAUAUAGCUCUUGUUGCCUCUAUUGAGUUAGAUGAGUUCUUUGAGGAUGAUGACUGUGAUAUCUCCAUGCACAAUAAGUGUUCUAGGUUAGUGUCUGCCUCUAAGUCCAUCAAGUUCCCAACUGCUGAAGUUGGGUUGCCUCAGGAAUGCGAGAGCGCUGAUAUGAUCACAACACCAGAGAUGGAAGGGAAAUUCUUCAGAGCCAUCCGUAAGCUUGAACCACAGCUCGAGCAGAUACUGGACCAACAUCGACCUCAUUGCCUUGUUGCUGAUUUGUUCUUUCCUUGGGCUACAGAUGUUGCUGCCAAGUUUGGAAUUCCAAGGCUAUAUUUUCAUGCAACCGGAUUGUUCUCUAUGUGUGCUGCGAUAAGUGUGGUAAUACAUAAACCUCACAAGCGAGUGUUAUCUGAAACAGAAUCUUUUGUCAUUCCUGGUCUUUCAGAUGAGGUCAAGAUGACAAGAAACCAAAUUGCCGAUGCUUUUAAGCUAGAUGAUGAAGCAGAAGCGAGCAAGUUCUGGAUAACUGCCAUAGAGUGUGAGAAAAGGAGCUAUGGGGCCAUUUUUAACACCUUCUAUGAACUUGAACCAGAUUAUGCUGAUCAUUACAAGAAAGUGUAUGGGAUGAAGACAUGGCAUAUUGGCCCGGUUUCCUUAGCCGACAAGGAAGCAGAAGAUAUGGCCACUGCCGAGCAACACCAAUGCUUGAAGUGGCUUGAUUCUAAGACACCCAAUUCGGUUGUAUAUGUAUGUUUUGGAAGCCAGACCAUCUUUGCAGAUAGUCAACUCCUAGAAAUUGCAGCAGGCCUUGAGGCUUCUAGACAAGACUUCAUUUGGGUUGUGAAGAAAGAAAGGAAAGAGAUAGAAGAGUGGUUGCCUGAAGGAUUUGAAAAGAGAAUGCAAGGUAAGGGACUGAUUAUAAGAGAUUGGGCUCCUCAAGUGCUGAUCCUACAGCGUAAAGCAGUUGGAGCUUUUCUCUCUCAUUGUGGGUGGAACUCAAUCCUUGAAGCAGUCUCUGCUGGGAUACCGAUGAUCACAUGGCCGGUGUCUGCUGAUAACUUUUUCAUUGAGAAGUUGGUGACGCAAAUACUUCAUGUUGGGGUUGGUCUUGGUGUUGAAAAAUGGGUUUCAUUUGUGGAUGAAAGUUUGAAGCGCGAGGCCAGUGUGAAGAGGGAGGCCAUAGAGAAGGCUGUAACAAGAAUCACGGAAGGUAAUGAAGCAAAGGACAUCAGAGACAGAGUUAAAGCGCUUAAAGAGAUGGCAAGCAGGGCUGUUGACGAAGGCGGUUCAUCUCUCUCGGAUUUGAAUGCUCUAAUCGAAGAGUUGAGGACCCUUAAUCGAUCUUGA
Fragaria vesca subsp. vesca is the source of this 2481-nucleotide messenger RNA. RefSeq lists its product as uncharacterized. The transcript is spliced from 2 exons. The coding region runs from base 1 to 2481 and encodes 826 amino acids. Gene Ontology annotation, molecular function: zinc ion binding; UDP-glycosyltransferase activity; nucleic acid binding. Lineage: Eukaryota; Viridiplantae; Streptophyta; Magnoliopsida; Rosales; Rosaceae. The record is from RefSeq and is a predicted model, not a curated record.